Messenger RNA from Phytophthora nicotianae INRA-310, 567 nucleotides. RefSeq lists its product as hypothetical. The record is from RefSeq and is a predicted model, not a curated record. Bases 1 to 567 code for a protein of 188 amino acids. NCBI's taxonomy places the organism in Eukaryota, Oomycota, Peronosporomycetes, Peronosporales, Peronosporaceae. The transcript has 4 exons.
AUGCCACGAGGACGAAAGCGUGUUCCUGGGGGCGGCGGCCGGCAAUCCAGCAACUAUCAGCGAGAAGUGGAGACGUAUCUGAAGAGGCUUGAGCGUGAAAAUAAACGAAAACGCAUUUAUGAAUGGCUGAAAGACCGGGAGCAUAUUGAAUCCGUGUGUUCGUCGUCAGUGAAAGCUGGACUAAAAGUAAUCCGGAAGGUUGGCACUGCAACGACAAUUUCCACAGCGGGAGAAGAGGCUCUGAAAGAGUGGGUGCUCUCGUUGCGCGAGGAGGGCGUCCCCGUGUCACGAUUGAUGCUGCAGCUGAAGCGCCAAGGGCUGCGAAUUCUCGCCAAGACGAGGCCGGGACAGAAGAAGCCGGCGGAUGUGGAGGCAGACGCAAAAGAAUUUUGGAAGAAUGUUGCUCAAGUCGAAGAGGAGCUUGGCGUCGAAAAGGUUUACAACGCAGACCAGAGUGGAGUGUGUUUUGAGUAUGUACCGAAGCAUACUAUCAGUGAAAAGGGUGCUAAGACUGUAUGGGUGCGAUGUGGAGGCAAGGACAAAGAGCGCCUCAUCGAACGGGUUUAA